UUCCAGGGGCUGAACGCCCGUCUCGCGUUCGCCAUCGCCGCCGCCGCUUUCGGCUCCGCCUUCCAGCAUGGCUACAACCUUGGCGUCAUGAAUGCGCCACUAGGGCUAAUCGAGGACUGGCUAAACGAAACGAGCUCCACCGAAAGUGAGGUGAACGACACGGUGUCCAACAGCACGCGGACAUACCUGGAUAAAAGCGAAACGACGAUGAUUGUGUCGAUUAUCGUGUCCAUCUACUGCGUGGGUGGCAUGAUCGGGGGUUCGCUCACGGGUUUCUUCGCAAAUAGGUUCGGCCGCAAAGGAGGCCUCCUCGUGAACAAUAUCUUCGCCAUCAUCGCUGCGAUCUUCUUCGGUUUCUGCAAACUGGCCAACUCUUACGUCAUGAUCAUCAUCGCUCGCUUCUUCAUCGGCGUCAACAACGGUCUUAACGCCGGUCUGGCUCCGAUGUACCUUUCGGAAAUUGCGCCCGUCAACCUCCGAGGCGCCAUUGGUACCGUCUACCAGCUCGUCGUCACCAUCUCCAUCCUGUUCUCACAGAUUAUGGGUCUGGAGUCCAUCCUCGGAACGACAGACUUGUGGCCCAUCCUCCUCGCCCUGACCGCCCUGCCCGCCGUCUUCCAGCUGGUCACUCUGCCAAUCUGCCCCGAAUCUCCCAAGUACCUCCUGAUUAACAAGGAAGAGGCUAUUUCUGCCCAGCGUGCUCUCACUUGGCUCCGCGACACAAGCAACGUGCAAGAAGAAAUGGGUGAGAUGAGGAACGAGGCGGAGGCAGCCAAGCUGGUCCCCCACGUGUCCCUGCGCGAAAUCACAACCAACCCGACCCUGCGCAUCCCUCUGGUUAUCUCCAUGAUGAUGAUGAUCGCUCAGCAGCUCUCUGGUAUCAACGCUGUCAUCUUCUUCUCUACCAAAAUCUACCUGGCCGCCGGCCUGAGCGACGAGGCCUCCCUGAACGCCACCAUCGCCAUGGGAACCAUGAACGUGCUCAUGACCAUCUGCUCCCUCGUCAUGGUGGAGAAGUUCGGCCGCAAGACCCUCAUGCUCGCCGGCCUCUUCGGCAUGCUGGUCGACGUCCUCCUCCUGUUCAUCUGCCUCCUGCUCAAGGACCUCGCCUCGUGGAUCAGCUUCCUGUCCAUCUUCCUCGUCAUCUUCUUCGUGGUGAUGUUCGCCGUCGGGCCCGGUUCCAUCCCCUGGUUCCUCGUGACCGAGCUCUUCGCCCAGAACGCCCGGCCGGUCGCCUCCUCGAUCGCUGUAGCCGUCAACUGGACCGCCGCCUUCAUCGUCGGCCUCGGCUUCCUCCCCAUCCAGGAGGUUAUCGGCCCCUACGUGUUCCUGAUCUUCGUCAUCCUUCUCUCCCUGUUCAUCCUGUUCACGUGGAAGAAGGUUCCGGAGACAAAGGGCCGCUCCAUCGACGAAAUCACAGCCAUGUUCAAGCAGUCGGCUUAUGGAGGCAACAGCGUGUGAGGAGAACGGACAACUUCCGUCGUUCCCUCCGGAGCGAACGGAGAAGUGAAAGCCGUUCAGGGUGUGACGUUUUUUAUAAGGAGAGAUGAGAGGAGAGAAAAACAAGAGAAGUAUGUGUACAUAGUCGUGCCGUCAGUGGAAUGCAGCCGCGAGUCAUCAUACUUGCGAUUGACAUUCUUAUUUGGGAUUUUCCUCGUGAUUAGUUUUGAGACACGAGCCGGCUUGUCCUGGGCUCGAAGGUCGGGCAUUCAAAGGUCAUUAGAACUUUAGAGGGCCUUCCCAUCGCCGAAGAAGUGACAUUUCUUCGUGUGGACGAGGAAGAGGCGUUCCUCUGGGCUCCGCGUAGCUUCGAUCAGAACACCAGAUUUUCUCCGUUUAAUUGCUAGAGCCGUAGGUGUUGUGACGUACCUUGUGCCGUAGAUUUGUGGAAGUUUAUACUGAAAUGGAGGACACCACAGCGGUGUUUUAAUUUUCUUUUCUUUUUCUUUUUUUAUCUUCACAUCCCAAGAGAAAGGUCCAAGAGGGCUCCAGCACAGCAGAACACGCCUUGGGACUCCCUCGCUUUCAAAGGGAAUUUCACUCCUUCACGAAUGGGUCUUUCAGGGUGAUCUAAUGGCCUUCGAAAGCGGGGGAGUCACCUGGCGUCGCUUUUCUUAUGUAUAUGUGAAAAAAAAUAGAACUGUGCCUGGUUUGGCCUUCCUUAAUUGUGUGAUAUAAACUUUGCUAAUAGGAGAGUAUUUUUUGUGAGAAAAUGAUAUAUGUUAAAUGUUAUACUGGGGAAUUGUGAGGGGUUAAGAAAAAACGAAAAAAAAACUUGAGAAAUAUGGAGGGAAGUUUUGAUCAAACGAAUUCUUGAACCUGGUUUUCCUUCAGGUGCGUUUCCAUUGGCAUACACUGUUGCGAAAAAGUGCAAAUUACUCAGUGCCGGAAAACUAUUAGUCUUUUGUCAAUAACUCCUUUUUCCUCGUCUCUUUAACACAGGCUAAGAUUGGGAAGGCAAUUUGUUGCUUACGUUAUCAUCUGUCUUAAUAUUUUUGAAUAUUUUUUUCUUAGGCUCGGUCAAAUCAAUUAUUAUAUUCGAACAUUCAAAGUUUGUAACUAGGUGAAGGGGGUCAGAUUAUUUGCCAUUUCAAUUGCUUUUGAAUACAGUCGUACGUGUAACAUCGUUUUGUCAAAGUGAAGGGAAAUAAUGCUAAAAAAAAAAAAUUAAUGUGGUUUUUGCCGCCUUCCAAUUUUGUAGUCUCUGUCUCAGCCGCUUUCUCUCCCUCCCGGUUUGUCACUCGAGUCAUGCUAUUACCUCCUAACUUACUCAUAGCACAACACUGUAGAAAUUAUUUUUUUACUUUGACAUUCAACUAGUAUUGCAUCACACGAUCAUCAGAAUCGACAGUUCUGAUCCCCCUCCCCCCAUUAUUUUAUUUCCUGAUAUAUAUAUAUAUAUAUAUAUAUAUAUAUAUAUAUAUAUAUAUAUAUAUAUAUAUAUAUAUACGUAACGUAAAACGAAAAGGAGUAGUCUCCAUCAUGAUCUCCCUCCUUCCCGACGCUUCCCCCAAAGAAAAACUUAUAAAUAUCUGUGAAAAAAAAAAAAAAAUGAGCAGCCCUUGCGUUCAUUCUCGCAUAGCCAUCUAGCGACAAGCUAAGAAAACACCUAUUUAUUUUUCCAUGUCCACCGUUAGAUGGCAGCACGCGAGUCUUUGGUCAGGUGGACGCUGGUCACGAUGUUACGUUUCCUCAGUGCGCGUCUUGGCUCCGUCGCGGGCCAAGGUGGCGGCGCGGAUUCUGCCUUACUGUAUGAGAGCAGUUUCGCCAUGCUCAGUGACUGUUUACAGUGUCUUGUAGAUUGAAUUUCAUUCCUGUUUUCAUCUAGUCACCUUAUAAUUUACAGCUGUAAGACAACUUUCUCUCGAUAAUGGCUUCUGUAUGUUUUUAUUUUAUAUAAUUUUUUCAUUAGUCGUCAGUAACUUCGAGUACAAUGAAUCAAGAGACAAUAUUAUUAUUUUUUAUUCUUAAAUAAAACAAAUAGAUACGAAUUUCAGGAUUUACUGCCGAUAUGUUUUUUUGCUUUUUUUUCUUCUUUAUUCUUAAAUUUUGAAACUAAAAUUUUUUCAUCCUAUUUUUUGACUGCUCUUCGUAAGCCUCCGCAUGACAAAGGUAUUUCAGGAGAUGGUGCCCUUAGGAAUUCAAAAUCUGAACUCGCUCGUUGAGUUAACCGAUUUUUUAUUUCCGCAAAGGCAUCUACAUCAAAUUAUACUCAUAUUUAGUAAUAUAAGAUUACUAUUCAAAGUGUAUUUAUUUCUGUGGAUUCCAGUUAAGAUUAUACAUGUUAUCAUAUCAUUUAAUCAACAUCAUUGCAUGCAACUACAUUCUAGACCUUUUUAUAUAUUUGGGAGAAUAGUGUUGCAGGUUGCAAGAGGCCAAUAAAUUUGAUUUACAUAUCACUAAUUGAUGAUAGAACGAAGAACUUGUGGUUAUAUGUAUUGGAUGUAUUUCGUUAAAAUUCACAUGUGAAUUUAUUCCAAAUGUUCGGCCUGUCUAGUAGCCUUUGUUGAUAUAUACGUCUUUCUGAUGGCUCACUGUUUGUUGUUAAAAAGAAGAGUUUAUUCGUUAGGAAUAAGCAUUGUUCAGUGAUACAAAGACGGUGUAAUGGUCAAAAUUACGAAUAUUUGCUAUCCAGGAUGUAAAUACUGAUGCAGAAAGUGUAUACAUAUUUAGUCCAUUGGUUAGUCGUAUUUUCUAGGAAGAGAGGGGAAUGUACUGAAAUGUGUGAAUAUUCAGCAAUGACUUUAAAAGUUUUGAAAAUUGUUAUAUUUUUCUUAAUGUAUCUACACUAUUAUUUGAGAUGAUGCAUCGACAGGCAACAACUGUUCACUUUUGAUUUGUACAUACUAUUUUUCAGCCAUAUACAUCACGACUAUUAAUUCAUUUUCAUUCAUUACUUUCAAUUCAUUUUCAUUGUUUCUAUUACUCAUCGCCAAGUUUUUUUGUUUUUUUUUUCGGUUCAUGAAAGAGUGACUGCAUCUGGUAGACACAUAUUGUAAGAAAAAGAAAAACAAAAAAAAGCAAAUAGGAGUCUUCCUCAUGUACUCAUUCUUGACACGAUUAUGGCUAUUCUAUUUUUUUAUAAAUAAUAUAUAUCCAUACAUUAUUUCACAACUCCCCCUCUUACCCCGGCAUUAUUCCAGCACCACUGUACAGUUGCGGACAGAAGCAGGGCACGCUUGGUAGGUUCCAGCUCUGUGCCGUUUCUUGUGUCCGCAACUGCACGUGGCUUCAAAGUUCAUAUGCUACACUGAGCAAGAGUUACAUAGCUGUAAACGUGUCAUGAUCAUCAUAUGUUAUUAUUUUCAUAGCAAGUAUGAAUUAUAGUUACAAUAGAGUACCCACAUGUGCAUUCUGUAUGUUUGCGCAGUUAUGUAUGUCAGAUGAAAGUAAAAGUACAUGUAAUGUAAAA
This is a messenger RNA of Penaeus monodon (black tiger shrimp), 4912 nucleotides long. RefSeq names its product solute carrier family 2, facilitated glucose transporter member 1-like. Lineage: Eukaryota; Metazoa; Arthropoda; Malacostraca; Decapoda; Penaeidae. The record is from RefSeq and is a predicted model, not a curated record. Gene Ontology annotation, cellular component: membrane. Gene Ontology annotation, biological process: monosaccharide transmembrane transport. Gene Ontology annotation, molecular function: hexose transmembrane transporter activity.